GUGCGCACACGGGCUCCACUGUUACGCAUCGGUUGGUCAAGGUGUCAAUGCGGAAUUUACCUGGGAUUUGGAUUUUUAUUUAGAAAAAAAGCAGUAGUGUCUUUAUAACAAAACUCAGAUCUAAGCACUACCAGCGGACUGUGUGUGUGUGUGUGUGUGUGUGUGUGUGUGUGUGUGUGUGUGUGUGUGUGUGCGUGUCUGUGUGUGUGUGUGCGUGCGUGUGAGCAAGUUUUUCCGUCAUGGGAGCGCGUGGAUGGAGCCCGGCGAGUCUCAGUUGGUUCGUUGUUUGCGGGUUUCUCGCGUUUUUCUGCGGGGGGAUCGUCCCUUGGGCCGAGGCGGGCUGCGGGGAGAGGGAGAGCCCCAACUGCUGCACCGGCCGGGACAACGAGUGCCUCGAGUACAGCAGGAGGAAGACGGCGUGCUACUGCGAUACCUACUGCCAGAAAACCGGAGACUGCUGCGAGGACUACCAGCGCGUGUGCCAAAUAUCUGCAGCCAUUGACUGUGUGGUGGGAUCAUGGGGCCCCUGGUCGCCGUGCACGUCCCCGUGUGGGGUUGGCAGCACGGAGAGGAGUCGCCAAGUGUCCGUCCCCCCUCGGAACGGAGGUACGCCCUGUCCGGACCUCAAGCAGCGCCGGGGAUGCUUCGGGAACAACGCCAUAUGCAGCACAGCGAAAGAGGUGGCAAAGAUCUUGCCGGAUUCUUUUAAGAGGAACUUCAAGGACCCUUGGCGGCGACCACACAUGCUGAUGAAGGAGGAGAAGGCCAGCUACUGUGUGUACCUGCGGGUGAAACAGGCCAGCGCAGCGUGUAAACUCAAACUGUGGAGUGCUCAGCUGGUGAGAGAGAGGCUGGUCUGUGCCGAGUGCCAGAGCGACGCCAUGUCAAAGUCCGACCGCUGUGGAGGCGACGGCCUGGAGAGCACCAGAACGUUCUGGGCGGCGGCCUCGGUCCCGGGCUGUCACGGCUCCUGGGUGCGGGAGUCGUCCUCCGAGGGCUGCCUGUGUCCCCCCUACUCUGUUCUCUUCGUGUGAGCUGGAACGCAAACUGCUAGACGUCGGCGUGCGCGGGAGGGACGACCAAGCCAGACCCAACUCCCCCCGCCUCCACCCAACAACACCUUCCGAUCCAGAUUACCGGACGGGUAAAACUCAAGGAGAUCUAUAGCAUCCUGCCACAUUUUUCCCUCUGAUCAUACUCUGUACUGUACACACUAUUAACUUAGCACACAGAAACACUCGCAUUUAACCUUUUACAGCCACGUUGUGUACUUAUCCUCCUCCAAAGCACAGCAACAUCUAUUGUCUUUUUUUUUUUACCUCUCAAUCUCUGCUAUCUACCUCCAUCAAUGCAAGUGCAUUUGUAAAUGCAUAAUGUAUAAAUAUAUAAAUAUAUUAUUUUGCUUUAUACAUUUUCUACUUUUGAGCGUUGUACUUGUAAUGUAUAUGGGCCUUUAUAGCCACAUUUAUUUGUAUCCAACAGUCGAAACACCAAACGGCAGUCAAGGCCCUCAGCCAGGGGGGCCCUUAAAUCGCUCUGAGAACUGGUUCAUCCAAAUUCUACCCAGUCACUAGAACCCCCUGAGUCAAUAUAUCUGUGUUUUUACAGUGUUGUCCCAAUUGUUGCUUCUUUUUUUCUGACAAAAACAUUUCUACCAGCAAGUCAAGCUGAACAUCAGGUAUUGAUUCUCAGGUGCUUUUGUCCCCAUCAAGCUUCUUUUUCUCCCUCACGUGUGCCUCCUCUGAUGUUUUAUUAGUAGUUGAAAGUGACUCAUAGCGUCUGUCGAGACCCGAUAUCGUUGGAGAGAGAGUGGGGAUGGGGGGGGGGGGAAAUAAGAGCCAUUUAGGAGGAUUUCACUGCAGUUCUCUCUGCGUCCAAGACUGAAAAGAAGUUUUCUCUCUCGCUUCCUGCUCAGAAAUCCUCUUUACCGUCACACGUUAGCCAUCCAAUAGAACUUCCAUUAUACAGCCAUGUUACUCCCACUGUAUUCGUUAACACAAUCUCCUCCCAUUGCUGCUUGAUCUGCACUUCUUUUUUUCUUUCUCUGCCCUCUAAGGACUUUAUGCUUUCUUAAAAAAAAGAGUCAGUCAACUGGCACUUUCUGGUUCCAGAAGAGGACACGAGUGUGAAAAAAGGGCUUUUCUUCACCGGAAAGCUGUGACUCACUCUCUCUCUCUCUCUCUCUCUCUCUCUCUCUCUCUCUCUCUCUCUCUCUCUCUCUCUCUCUCUAUCUCUAUCUCUCUCUCUCCAUGUCUCUGUGUUUGUGUGUUUAUUUAUUAUAAAACAAGUGAUGAUGUUAUUUAGUGCAGCACAGCAUACUCUGUACACUGUCCAUAAGUGAAAAAUAAACUACU
Molecule: messenger RNA, 2354 nt
Organism: Anoplopoma fimbria (sablefish)
Lineage: Eukaryota; Metazoa; Chordata; Actinopteri; Perciformes; Anoplopomatidae
Product: somatomedin-B and thrombospondin type-1 domain-containing protein
Exons: 5
Coding region: 240-1034 (264 amino acids)
Source: RefSeq, a predicted model, not a curated record